AAAGACAGAAGAACAGACAGUCACAUCCACUCACAGCUCCACAGUGAGAGUAUUUUUUAGUGCUUAAAUGGACAAACUACCACUCAACAUGGACUACAAGAUUCCUGAAGAUGAACUGGGAGACCUGAGAUGCAGUGAUUUAGACGUGCCUAUGUUCCAAACGUUUAUAGGAACGGUCAGUGGCUAUGUGCGGACCAUCCAACAACACGGCUGGAAGUUGAUAAGUGAAGGCAAACUUGACUCAGAAACAACCAAAAACAGUGUGUUGUUCAAACUGUGUCAAGUGCUGUUAGAGCUCAUCACUGAUGAAGUCUUUGUCGAGGUGGUGCCUCAGAUUCGUAGCAGGAUGGACGCAAAGAUGGAAGAGGAGGAUGAUAUAAACGACACACUGCAAAGCGAGCGCAACUAUUUCAGUGUGUCAGAAGAAGACAUCCUAGCCAGCCUUGGAUCUUCAUUUCACAGGAGUUUUGGUGCAGAAUCCCCAACGCCGUCCAAACACGUUGAAAAACUGCAGGAGUUGUUAGCGACACAGGUGGCGAAGAGGGUGAACCAGGCAAUAUAUUUAAUCUGGCCAUCAUCCCCUCCCCAACCUUCCCAGCAAUCACAGAUUUCUGUUGACUCCCCAUCUUCCUAUGAAUCUCCCAUUGAAGAAAUGGCUUAUUGCGUCAGCCGUAUCUUGAGAGAAAUAAUGGGCAUAAAAGAGCCAUCACCUGAGACUCCUGAUGAUCAAGAAAGCCAGGUAAGUGAACUCUCCGAGCUGUCUUCUCCAGAUCAGGAGAAUUGCAUUAAGGUACAGGACACGGACUACGAGGACCAGGAAAUGGACUACGGGGGCCUGGAGAUGGACGCCGAGGACCCGGAGAUGGACGCCGAGGACCCGGAGAUGGACGCUGAGGACCAGGAGAUGGACGCCGAGGACCCGGAGAUGGACGCCGAGGACCAGGAGACGGACGCCGAGGACCCGGACCCUGAGGACCAGGACCCCGAGGACCAGGACACGGACGCCGAGGACCAGGACACGGACGCCGAGGACACGGACGCCGAGGACACGGACGCCGAGGACCAGGAGACAGACACCAAGGCCCAGGAGAACAGCACCAAGGACCAGAAGAUGGACGACCUGGACCAAGAGCUGGAGGUGUUAUACCUGGAGGAUCCAGAGGGUUGUACUCACCUGGAGUUGGAGAUUGAGGAGAUUCGCGCUGAGAGUCCUAAUGGCUCCAGUCCAGACCAGGAUAUCCAUCAUCCUGCCAGUUCUGCAGAGGCACUGAUUCAGCGUGACAGGGCCUUUCUCUGCAAAUUUCUACUCAAGCUAAUGAAUCACAUCGCCUGCCCCUUCAGGUAUUGUAUGUUUGAUGAGGGCAUUAGUGAGCUGGUUGAACGUCUGAGAAAGAAGAUUGUAGGUAAGGUCACUCUCCCCAAGGCGUCUGGAAAAAUCCACAUCCCCAUCAUAGAAAAGCUUGACCAGGAGUUUGGGUCAAGAACUCGGCUGCGGGACGCCAUGAUGUCCAAUGAGGAUGAUCGUGAGGUUUUUGAGGAAGCCCUUGGCGAGGCGUUAACAGCACAACUGCUGUUGCAGAAGCAGAACCUCUCAUUUGGAGCCAAAAUUAAGAGGUUUUUUUGUGGGAAGUCCAAGAGAGUCUCUCCAGCCUGUGCCAAAGUCAGCCAGGAGAAUACAUGUCUGCAGAAGGGGCCCGCUAUCUCCAGGAUGUUGUCUUCCAUGGCCAAGUGCCUGAAGAACUGUCUGCCCUGUUGCUCACGUUCAGAGGAUUAGUUCAGACAGACAGACAGAAAUGUGUGGUCUGCAAUUUUACCCACGUUUAUAUAGUCUGUCAAGUCCCACAGAACUUCGGGUUUUCUCCGGGUACUCCGGUUUCCUCCCGACUUCGCAAGGUAUGUAAUUAGAAAAAAAAUUUCGACCAGGAGACAGACAUAGAGGACCAGGAGACGGACGCAGAGGACCAGGA
Molecule: messenger RNA, 1967 nt
Organism: Centropristis striata (black sea bass)
Lineage: Eukaryota; Metazoa; Chordata; Actinopteri; Perciformes; Serranidae
Exons: 4
Coding region: 68-1774 (568 amino acids)
Source: RefSeq, a predicted model, not a curated record